AUGGCUACCAUCGUCCGCACACAGACUGCACCACCAACCACUCUGCCUAACGAAUCAUCACAGGAUAGGCGAUGGCAAAGCCUCGAGACUAAUAUUCCCGCGCCUUUUCCGAGCCAAGCAGAGUGGGAGCAGGAGGAUUUGCUACGGGAGCUCGAGAAUGAAGAAUUGACCAUCGACAAGGUCGACCCAUUCCAUGACGAGCUCGACGGUCCAGCUACGAGAAGCAGUGCUACGAACGGGGAAGAGAGAGAUGUCGAGAGUGUUGCUACCCGAGAAGUCAGAAUCACAGCGGCGCAUUCUGUCCUUGAGGGACUCCAGUGUUCGCAUCUUCAAUCGCAUCCAUCCAAGGGGCUUCUUCUUGGACAUGCACUGCAGGACUUUUUCGACAUCAUACCGUCUAUUGCUCAUGUACAGAAGUCAUGUAUCACUACGCUCAACGACCUAUUAUCCACAACCACUCAUUGGCGUCCCAUAAUCCCCGAUCGUCGACAUUCCAUGCCCCCACGGCCCCCAUCUGACCUGGCCAUCUCUAUUCAACCGUCGUCCGCGCUCCAUACACUAGUACUCAACUUACGCGCGCAAGAUCCCACUUCCUCUGCUAGUCCUUCCUCGCUAGACACCAAAGAUGAUGCCGUAUUGAUGCAUGAGUUGCAAGUCCGUAUCGACCGACUCGCCGCUGCCCAGACACUUUCUCGACACGACGCCGUACUCGUUCGCACGCUCGCUUCACUUAUAGGGCAUUUCUUCAAAUUGUCUACUCUUCAGCCGACCGCAUCAGCGAGUAACUUGCCGCGUGUUGCCUCAUGGAGCACUGCUGCCCCCACAGGUCCCUUUGAUUCACUGACAGUCUUACGUCGAGAACUUAGCGACCUCCAGCUUGCGCGAGGCGACUCGGCUAAAACCAGUGACGGGAUCCGCACAAGCGGAACCCCGGUAGAACAAGUCGAAAUCGCUUUGCUCUGGGCGCAUGUAGACGAAGAGUUGGAGCAAGUUCUCGCGCUUUGCAGAGCACGGACGUCAGAUGCGGAACUCCUUCCGCCCGAUUACGAUGCCGCGUGGUAUGAUGAAGUAGGUGGCGAGGGACUCCCGCGGUACGAAGCAGGAUCUGCUAUGCUUACGGAGGAAGCGAAGGCAGGACCAUCGUCACCAACGGAGAUGCGUGUAUCAGAGGAAAGACUCGCGGGGGGGAAUGUGCUGAGCGAGAAGAUGCGAAUGGACCUCGAGGCGGUCACCCUUGCCAUCGAUAGGCUAUAUCUCGUCGCACCCCAGCUGCACGACCAACGCGUUGAAUUGAAGCGGUCCAAGGUUGAGGAGAUGGAGAAGGCUAGACUUGCAGGGCCGUCGCGUGAGAAUGUGCGAGAAGGGAAGCGGCGUGCAACGGAGAUAGAUGAUGUCAAGGACUUCGACCGAAUCGUGGACAUGAUUGGACGCGCGUCAGAUAGAAAGUUGGUUGACCAAGCGGUCGUGCUGGAAGGCGGGUUGAAGGCGAGGCUUGAGCGAGCACAGAAACGUGAUCGUGAAAAGCGCGAUGCCUUUGUUGAGCAACUGAUGCGGCAUUCGCAGGCCGGCAGAAUGCAUUCACAAGAUGCAGUCCGCACUCCGCCUGGCGCCGCACGCGACAAACUCAAGGACCCCAAUGUCAUGCUCACACUUCCGGAGUUUAUUCGAGAGGCAGUCCCUGAGACUUUGCAGCUGAAGAUGCAGAUCGCUGAUUCACAAGCAAUGCUAACAUUGCCGGAGUUUGUCAAAGAGCCUGUGCCUGAAAGUGCUAUACGCUCCCCGCCUCGUCGCACGAGAUCGGUGAAGGGGGCGAGGAAUAGAAGUAUGUCUGCGCCACCUCUAGCAUGGUUACUUGGAUCAUCCUCAAGACCAUCCUCAAGGCCGACUUCACCUGCCCCAGCUUCUCCAGUCGAAGUCAAGAAAUCUCGGUCUUCUAAGAUUCAGCGCGUCAGCUCUGCUAUCACUGUUCCAGCGCUACAAUCACAUCUGAAUGUUCACUAUGUCGCGGAAUAUCACGAGAACCUCCAGCACAUCAUCGUAUUUCUGUCUGUCUCCGGUAUAAUUGCUGGUGUCAAUCUGGAAGCGGAAGUAGUGCCUUCGUCAGGAGUGCCCGGCAAGACCAAUGAUGCCACGGAUUACCUCUUGCUUAAAUGUGGCCUUAGCACGUCGCCUUUCCUCCGUCUUCCAGCUCGUGUUGCUCCUGGUAAACAGACGGUGAUGGUGUCUGGUCAACACUAUGAGAUCAAGCUUGCUGUGUCGAGCCCUAUGGUCUCCAGUGACAACACUCUAGCACUUCUCGAUGGUGAUCGACUUCAAACCUUGCGGCCAACGAGUUAUCUCUGUGCAUCUUGCUCACUUCCCCUCGUGCAAUGUUCGCAGUUGCGAGAUUAUCGCGACUUGCCGUCAGAGCAUUGGGAAGAGCUAGUUGAUGCUUGGAUGUGCCAUUCUGACCAAAAGCUUCACGAACACGUCUCGAAACAUUCAAAUGAAGGUUUCUGGCCAACUAGGAGUCGUGCAUUGGUGGGAGGUAGCUACAUCUUGUUUGAGCAAUCUGUAGUCGUCUCAGGCAACCUUGCGCGUGUAGAGGAGUUGAUUGAGAGAAAGCAUGUCGAUGAUUGGCAACGCGUACGUUGUAUCUGUGGGGCCAUUGUCGGGCGUUGCCAGCAACACCGGCCAGCCAAGAUGCCACCGUCGGUUGUGUAUCGAUUGGCGAAGUAUGCUAUUCGCCCGCUGAGUCCGACCAUCGAGCUCCCCAAAAUUCCAUUAUCUGCUUUCAUAGCUGAAGACAUGAACGAAUUUGUCCACGCGCAUGCAACGUACCGCUUUAUCAUAUUUGAUGAAGAAGAGGAGCGACCCCGAAUUCUUGUCUGGUUGUUCAAGCCGAGCAUGCGCAUGGCGUAUAUAACACCGACAGAAUACAUCAUUCCGAAAUCUGGCUCAAUUCACGCGGCGAAGGUCCUCUUCAAAAUUCUUGGACCGUCCACCGUCUACUCAGAUCUACAUAGGAUCUUGAGUAAAUACCCCGGAUUCCCCCAGGCCGAACACCUACAUUAUCCCUUGGACAUUUGCUGGCGCCUCGCUGGCCUAUUGAAAGAGAGCAAUACUGGCUAUCCCAAGACCAUGCGUACAAUGACUGACCUUGAUGUCGGUUGGCUGCAGCGUGCGUAG
Messenger RNA from Fibroporia radiculosa, 3168 nucleotides. RefSeq lists its product as uncharacterized. Gene Ontology annotation, molecular function: cyclin binding; ubiquitin protein ligase activity; ubiquitin conjugating enzyme binding. Bases 1 to 3168 code for a protein of 1055 amino acids. The transcript has 9 exons. Gene Ontology annotation, cellular component: ubiquitin ligase complex; cytosol; nucleus. Lineage: Eukaryota; Fungi; Basidiomycota; Agaricomycetes; Polyporales; Fibroporiaceae. The record is from RefSeq and is a predicted model, not a curated record. Gene Ontology annotation, biological process: protein monoubiquitination; protein polyubiquitination; proteasome-mediated ubiquitin-dependent protein catabolic process.